This is a messenger RNA of Mytilus californianus (California mussel), 5529 nucleotides long. RefSeq names its product E3 ubiquitin-protein ligase RBBP6-like. The record is from RefSeq and is a predicted model, not a curated record. The transcript has 5 exons. NCBI's taxonomy places the organism in Eukaryota, Metazoa, Mollusca, Bivalvia, Mytilida, Mytilidae. The coding region runs from base 636 to 4148 and encodes 1170 amino acids. Gene Ontology annotation, cellular component: nucleus.
GGGCACUCUUGCUUUGAAUAUAGUUUUAUACACAUAAUGCUUGUUACAACCUGUUUACCAAGUUCUGUAAAGUUAUUGAAACAGUUGAUUGAUGCACAAUGUUUAAGUAACAUUUUCAUAUUGUAAGAUGGGUGCUUAUUAAAGGAGAAGUCUUUAAAGUUCUGCCACUUUUCAAUAAUAUUUUAAUAUCUCAAUAAUGUACUGACAGAAAAUUUCUGACUUUGUUAACCUUUAUUUAAACAUGUACAGGAGAAAAAAAUUUAUAAAGCAUCUCAUUCCUAGCACUUUUUACCAUAUAUUAUUUUCAUAAAGAUCUCAAGAGCGUAAAUUAUUGUUGUAUAUUUUAUGUAAGCGUUAUAGCUAUAUAGUUAGUCUGUAACUAAUACUAUUGUCCCAGCAUGCAAAUAUUUAAAAUAACCUAUACAGAUUUUAUUAUUAGAAUGUUUUGUUAAAUGAUGCAUUUAUCUAUCAUUCCAUUUACACCAACAUUUUUAAGUUACAACUAGUGCAGCUGAGCUCAUUUAUAUAAGUAGUCUUUUUAAAAGAUUGGCUUUAAAGAGAUAAAUCUGCUUAAGGAGAUAUAUCUUAUUUUCCUGAAUUUAAAUGGUGUUACUAAGCUAAAUAAUAUAAUAAGAAUGGUUGGUUAUAACAGAUCUUUUUUGUGUUGCUUUUAUUUGAUUUUUCAGCAUGAGGAUAAAAAACGGGGAGCUAAAGCUCUGGGGUCAAAAUCUGGUCCUAAAGGAGACAAUGUUGCUGGAGAGAAAACAAUUGAGGCAAAAAAGAAAGGAAAAUUACAGAGGCUGGACGUUGGUCCACCACGAAAAGUGAAUGAAAAAAAUGGACAUGAGAAGAUAAAUAGCCAGCAUGGACUUGAAGAUGUUCCACUACCAGAUGUAGACAUUCCCUUGCCACCACAGAAGCAAGAUGACAACAAAGACGGAAAACAAAAUUCAAAAGAAGGUGCUGCAGUUAAUAAUGACAAAGAUGAUGAGAGCAAAAGUGGAGUUGUUUCAUUUUCAUUCAAGAAAACUGGUACUAAAUUGGGAAAUACUGCUUUUAAUACAGCACAGGAGGAAGAUGAUAAACAAGAGACAGAAUCAGAUGUAAAAAUAGAAAAACCAAAGAAAAUUUUGAGUGCAUUUACAAAAGUGAAAAAUAAAGAUGGAACAAUGGAAUUAGAUUGGCCAUCAGAAAUGAUACAACUUACCACCACACAGCCAGUUAUAACAUUUAGCUGUAACCCUCUUAUGUUUGACUUUACAGCAUUGUUUUCUAAGCAAAGUGUUAUGUCAGAGCGAUUGAAAAUUUUAACGGAGGAAGAUAAAAAAGAGGAAAUGAAUGAUAAGUCAGUGAAUUCCAUUGAUACUGAAGCAGUAGAAAUAUCGAAGAGUACAGAAGUAAACGAUUCCCAGGAUAAAAUUGUAAAUGAUGUUGCUAGUUCUAAUUCUAAAAGCAAAACAAAAAAGAAAAAGAAAAGGAAACGUAAAAAACAUCAUAAGGAAAUAAAAGCUGACAAGACAGAGGAUAGUGAAAAGAAAAAGAAAAAGAAAAAACAUAAACAUAAUCAUGAUAAGGAUGAUAAGGAAGAAAAUAAGGAAAAUAAAGAAAGCUCGUCAAAAAAGCGUACCUAUAGAAAAAGGACAGCUGAUACAAUUGCAGAAUCUGGAAACGAGUCUGAUGGUAAAAAAGCAAUUAAGCAUAAAAAACGGAAAAAAUCUAAAAAGUCAAAGAAAAAGAAGAAGCAGCCAGAAGACAAAAUUGAAAAUAAAAAGAGUAGUGAGAAAACACCAAAGAAAAGCAAAGCGAAAAAGUCAUCAAAUGUAUUAGAGCAUUUAAUUGAUGAAGUCGAUGGAACUGAUAUCAAGAUUAAGAAGGAAAAUUCCACUGAUGACAAAAAUCCAGUGAAAAAACUGAAUAUGAAACCUACUACGGAAACUGAAAUUAAACAAAUUGCAAAAGUUACAGUAAAUGAAACGAAAGUAACUCCUAGUGCUAUAAACUCUGUUAAAGUUGAAACAAAGGAGUCUGGAUCUUUAUCUUCAAGAAAAAGACAAACCAGUGAAUCUAGUCAUAGUGAAGCUACUCCUAGCUCGUCAAAGAAACAGAAGCUAACCCCUCGUCUUUCAAAAGAAUCAGAGAAAUCCGCAACAGCCAAACAAGAAGACACAUGGAGCAAACUCGAACAUAUUUAUGAACCUAAAAUGGAGGAAAACCCAAAAUCUAAAUGGGAUACUAGUGACAGUGAUAGUGAAAAUAAAAUGGAUGCAACAACGAAACAGAAAAAGUUAACAAAAAAGACAACAGAUACAACUGUGAAGAAAGAAAAAACUUCACCUACUGCAAAAACUGUGGUCAAAACAGAGACUAGUUCAGAAGUUAAGAAAAAAUCCAAAAGUAAAAAAUAUAACUCGAGUGAAAGAAGCUGGACGCGAUCACGUUCAAGAUCUCGCCGAUCACGUCGUAGUUCAUACUCUCACAGUUCAAGUCGCUCACGUAGUCGUUCAUAUAGCACUUCAUCAUAUGACUCUCGUUCAAGAUCUAGUUCAUAUAGUAGGUCACGUUCUAGGUCCAGAAGAUAUCGGUCGAGCUCAUACAGCAGUUACUCUUCCGGUUACAGUCGUUCAAGAUCUCGCUCUUCAAGAAGUUAUUAUUCAAGAUCAAGAUCCCGGUACAGUUCUUACUCACGAAGUAGAAGUAGGUCAUCUCGAUAUUCUACUUCAAGGAGUAGAUCACGGUCUUAUUCAAGGUCUCCCUCAAGACAUAGUAAACGUUCCUACUCUCAUUCCUCUCAUUCUAGUCAUGCUAGUCAAGGAAGUUCAAAAGUUAUGAAUAGAAAACAAAGAAGAAAGAAAACAUUGAAACAAAAACAGACUGAGAUGAAAAAUAUAGACCCCACUAGUAUUCCAUUGCCAGAUCUUGGCACUGAUGACAAAUCAACAACAGAAAGUAGUGAAACCAAAACUGAAGAGAAACCAGAAAAUCCUGAUCCUAUGAGUAUACCAUUACCUCAUAUACCUACAAAAGAUGUGAAGGUAGAGAAAGUUGAGAAUGUCAGUCUUAUAACAGCACCUCCUCCUCCUCCACCAGGAGAGCAAACAGUUCAAAAUAUUCCUCCACCAGUCAUGCAGAACUUUAUGGCACCACCACCUCCUCCAGGUAUGAUGGGACCAAACCAUCAUCAUGGCAUGUAUCCUGGUAUGCAAUAUGAUCCUCGAAUGAGAAUGCCUCUUCCGCAUUAUCCAAAUAUGCCGCCACCAAAUUUUGGUGGACACUAUCAUGGUCAUCCACCAUAUUCACAGGAUGUUGCAAAAUCAAGGUCGCCACCACCACUUCCACCUCCAAGGUCACCAUCUCCUCAGCGUCCACCUCCACCAACAGAGGAGGAAGAGAAAAAGGAAGUUGAAGCAAUGUCCAUGGAUAUUCCAGCCGAUCAAGCUGAAAGAUUUCAAAAGUUACAAAAACAAGCUCAGAAGCAUGCUAUGAGAUCAUUGAAAAGACAAAUGAGACAGUUAAAGGGAGAGAAUCCAAGUGACUCUUCCUCAUCUUCAGAGGAGGAAGAAGAAAAACCUGCAAGUCUGCAGGGUGAAGAAUUAGAAGAAGAUAUUCAAUUAAUGCCCAUCAUGUCACCAUCUCUUACUAUGGGACAGCCAACUUACAUAUUGGCUCAACCAAAUCAGACAAGUAGUCCUCUCGCUCAUCAAAUUGUAGUAGGGAGUGAUGGAAGACAGUUUAUUAUACCAGCUGUAUCUGCCAAUAACUUUGCAGGUGUACCCAUACAAGCAGGUGCACCUAUGUUUGCCAUGCCUGGAGCCCAUCACUCAGCCCAGCCAUCAAUGUUAACUUUGACUCCUGGAGCAGGAGCCACACCAGCUCAUCUUACGGGUGCUGUUCAGUCCCCAUUCUUGACAGGAGGAAUACCUCUUGGAGCAUCAUCAAUUUUACCUGGACAUCAUCCUUUAUUUCAUUCACAGUUGGCUCAUUCACAGUUGGCUCAUUCACAGCUGGCUCAUUCACAAUUAGCUCAUUCACAGCUGAGUGGUUUACAACAGUUGAUGCCAUCAUCCAUGUCAUCAGCCUUUGGAGGACAUGGACCUAUUGUCGUAGGCAAUCAAAUACUUAUACCUCGUUUAAUUAGGCCCACAUUAUAAAACUAAUUGAUAUGUGAUAGACUUGUAAAUUGUGAAUAUAUUUAAAAUAGUGAUAUCUGACUACGAAGUUUUCAUAUAAAUUUGAAAACCAUAAAAAAAAAUUGAUGGUGUUGCAAAAUGUUCAUUUUAAGGAACUUUAAAUGUUUUUCUGAAUACAAAUGUAUUUCAUUUCUGUAUGUUACAGAGUUGGAAAAGAACAAAGCUCGUUCAAUGUUAGACAUUGGAAAAAAUUGGUCUUUUACUCUGUUAGUUUGAAUUUUGCUUUAUUACUUCUAUAUUACUAUUGAACUUUUAAUGGGUUUUGCAUUAAGUUGGAGCUUUUGAGGGGUUUUUGUUUAAUUUUGUUCCAAUUGUUUCAAGUGCUAUAAUUUUAAGAAACUAUUUAAUUUGAUUUUUGUAUUUAAAUUGUAAAUUUAAAUGAAUUUUAAAUACAUUGUGUAGUUGUGUGAAAAAAGCCAAAACUCAUUUGAUAUGAAUUUUAAGUAUUGUGCUUUGAAAAUUUCAAAAUGUGUGAAAUUUUUUGUCUAAAUUUGUAGAAAAUGUCAGGAUUUCUUUCCUUUGAAUUUUUUAAAGAAAUUCUUCAAUUAUUUGAAUUUUUGUUUUUAAUUUAAGGAGCAUGUAUCGUUAAUAUUUAAGAGAUGGGAAAAUAGAUUGGUGGAUGUUGUAUAAAAAACACUCGUUUUGUAAUAUUUUUGUUGGUAAAUUAUUUAAAAUGUUGAUUGUUGUAGUUGUACAAAUUCAUCUAUGCAAAUGUCGUAUAUACUGAUGCAGUCGAAAAGAAUGUUCAAAUACAGUCUGUUAUUCAAUUUUUAAUCCCUUGUGAAUUUUUAAGAAUUAAAACAAAAAAAUUUUCACAAAUAAAAUUUUCUAAAAAAUUAUUAAGAGUAAAUUUUGAUAAAUAUUAAUCAAUUAAUUCCAUUUUUUUCUUCAGAUUAAUAAUUUAAUUUUUGUUGGUAAUAUGAUGAGAAUCCAUGAUUUUAUUUGAUCUGUUUGUUAAUCAGUCGACUGUAUUGGUGACAGAAUACUGGUAACCAUUCCAGUAAUUUUUGUUGGCAAUAAAUUAUUUUUUAUGCAUUUGAACCUUUGCAGAUUGUUCUUUUAAAAGAUGAGCAAGUCUUAGUCAGCACUUUUAAUGACAUUAGAGACUUAACAAUGGAUUUAUGAUAAAGACUGUUCAUUUGAUUCAUAUAGAAUAUCUGUAUAAGUUUAGUGAUAAAACAACAAGUUUCAGUUAUUAAUGAUUUGUGUGAUUGUGGUAUGAAUAAUGAAUUUUAAUUUGUUAAUAAUUAUAAUUUGUUUGUUGACCUUUAAGGAAUGUGCAGACUGUUCUCCUAGUAAGGAGUUGAAAGUUAUAAGGAGUAAAAUAAACAUAAACAUGUGA